UUGCUGCUCGGCUCGGCUCCGGCUCCGGAUCGCUUUUGCCUCGCGCUGCCUCGCGCUGCCUGUUCGCCUUGCCUCGGCGCCGCUGAGGCCGCUCAUUCAGUUAUUUGCGCUCAACGCUCGUUGUACGGAACCGAAAAACGUUCGUCGCCUCCGAUUUGGGCUUGUCGCCAAAUCAAAAAAAAUUUGUUUACUCCAGCCUCUCAGGCCUCAUCAUUCGAAUAUUCUAAUAAUUUUUUUUUUUUUGGAUAUCCCCAACGGAACAAAGUCGCGGAAAAUAAGAGCUAAGACUGCUGCAGCAGGCCCCAACGAGAACGACAACGACAGCAGCAGCAGCAGCAGCAACAGCAACAAGUGUCACAGAUAGCAGCUUGUGCCCUAAGAACAGUAAACAGCUCUUAAAGUUCUCUCCGAUCCAAUCCAAUCCCAUCCGAUACGAUACGAUCCGUUGUGCGCCCCUCCUCUCCGGUCCUCUCCUCUGCGCCUCAGAGCUCGCCUCGAGUUGGGUUCCGCGAUUGUUCGUCGUCGUCGUCGUCGUCGAUUUUGAUUCGUAUGAAAUACAAAUUUGUAUUCAUGUGUCUGUGGCUGUGCCUGUGCCUGUGUGUGUGUGUGUGCGAUGGUGUGUAAAAGCCAAAAGCUAAUAGCCAAAGUCUGAGCUUUGCCUGAGCCAUGUGAAGUGAAGCCAGUGAUUUCCAUACCGAAAAAAAAGCGCAAAGAAAUCGAAAAUCGAAAAUCGAAGAAAAAAAAAUCUUGUGUAUAUCCAUCCCAUGCUGCCCCCCCUGCGCGCAACCGUACGAAUAUAAUGUAUGCAACGUUCGUGAACUGCCAGAAUUGGUUGUUGUUGCAGUUUCAGCCAAAGGAUUUGUGGAUUUUGGAGCGUAACUGAGCGAAGUGCAGCAGGUGCACCAGAGUUGCAAGCGACCAUGCGCGCAUGGAUUCUACUCCUCGCAGUGCUGGCGACUUCUCAACCGAUCGUUCAAGUUGCUAGCACCGAGGAUACGAGUAUAUCCCAGAGAUUCAUCGCAGCCAUAGCGCCUACCCGCACUGAGCCAUCAGCAGCAUCAGCAGCAUCAGCAGCGGCUGCGGCAGCAACAGCAACAGCAACGGCCACGGCAACAGCAACAACAGCAUUAGCAAAAGCAUUUAAUCCCUUUAACGAAUUGCUCUACAAAAGCAGUGAUAGUGAUAGUGAUAACAACAACAACAACUACAAAAACCGCAGCAACAACAACAACAACAACCUAAAUAAAGGCCCAAGGAAUAACAAAAACAAGGGCAAUAAACAUAGCAAAAGUGACGCGAAUCGACAGUUCAACGAAGUGCAUAAGCCAAGAACAGACCAAUUAGAAAAUUCCAAAAAUAAACCUAAACAAUUAGUUAAUAAAUCCAACAAAAUGGCUGUCAAGGAUCAGAAGCAUCAUCAGCCGCAACAGCAGCAGCAGCAGCAACAUCACAAGCCAGCGACUACGACUGCGCUAACAUCCACAGAAUCUCAUCAAUCCCCGAUUGAAACAAUCUUCGUGGAUGAUCCCGCCCUGGCCCUGGAGGAGGAGGUGGCCUCCAUCAAUGUCCCCGCCAACGCAGGGGCCAUCAUCGAGGAGCAGGAGCCGUCGACCUAUAGCAAAAAAGAACUCAUUAAGGAUAAACUGAAACCAGAUCCCUCAACUCUAGUCGAGAUCGAGAACAGCCUUCUGUCGCUGUUCAACAUGAAGCGGCCGCCCAAGAUCGAUCGCUCCAAGAUCAUCAUACCCGAGGCCAUGAAGAAGCUCUACGCGGAGAUCAUGGGCCACGAACUGGACUCGGUGAACAUACCCAGGCCAGGACUGCUGACCAAAUCAGCAAACACAGUGAGGAGUUUUACACACAAAGAUAGUAAAAUCGACGACAGAUUUCCUCAUCAUCAUCGGUUUCGGUUGCACUUCGACGUGAAGAGCAUACCCGCCGAGGAGAAGCUGAAGGCCGCCGAGCUGCAGCUGACCCGGGACGCGCUUGCGCAGGCGGCGGUGGCCUCCACGUCGGCGAACCGGACACGGUACCAAGUGCUCGUCUACGACAUCACCCGCGUGGGUGUCCGGGGACAGCGGGAGCCGAGCUAUCUGCUGCUCGACACGAAGACAGUGCGUCUGAACAGCACCGACACGGUGAGCUUGGACGUGCAACCUGCCGUGGAUCGGUGGCUGGCUACACCGCAAAAGAACUACGGCCUGCUGGUGGAGGUCCGGACGAUGCGCUCGCUCAAGCCGGCGCCCCACCAUCAUGUUCGCUUGCGCCGCAGCGCGGACGAAGCGCACGAGCAGUGGCAGCACAAGCAGCCGCUACUGUUCGCCUACACGGACGAUGGGCGGCACAAGGCGCGCUCGAUACGGGACGUGAGUGGGGGCGGCGGUGGCGGUGGCGGUGCCGGGGAGGGUGGCAAGGGCAACGGAGGCGGCAGGAAUCGGCGGCACCAACGGAGGCCGGCGAGGCGCAAGAACCACGAGGAGACCUGCCGUCGGCACUCGCUCUACGUGGACUUUGCGGACGUGGGCUGGGACGAUUGGAUCGUGGCGCCACCGGGGUACGAUGCGUACUACUGCCACGGCAAGUGCCCCUUCCCGCUGGCCGAUCACUUCAACUCGACGAACCACGCGGUGGUGCAAACCUUAGUCAAUAAUCUCAAUCCAGGGAAGGUACCAAAGGCCUGCUGCGUGCCCACGCAGCUGGACAGCGUCGCCAUGCUCUAUCUCAAUGACCAAAGUACAGUUGUGCUCAAGAACUAUCAGGAGAUGACAGUGGUGGGCUGUGGCUGUCGAUAGAUUCGAUCGAGCCACUGUAGACAGAGCCGAGUGUAAAAAGAGAGACCAAUCGAAUGAAUCGAAUGAUUCGAAUGAAUCGAGUGUCGAGAGAUCGCGAGCGAGAGAGCAUCAAAUGCUGUUUGGUUCCAAGCCGUCAAUGCUUUAAACACAACGCAAACAAAAUGGACUGAAUAUUUGAAUUUUAAGUGUAAAUCGUUAGACUUUAAUUGUACGAGUAUAUACAUAUGGAUGCAGCCGAUACCCCACACCCCACAACCCACGCCCCCCCUGCCCCCCGCCCUAUCGCGCCACCUUGGAGAGGAGCCUCUGUCAGUUUCCACAGCUAGGCUUUGGAAAACCCUUGAUCAGAGCAGAUCCCAGCGAGAGAGCAGAGUCAACUGUAAAUAGCCGCCAUGCCCAGCCACCAGCCACCAGCCACCGACCACCGACCACCAGAUAGCCAUCGAGGAUACACAGGAGCUGCUGAGGAGAAAAACAAAGUGAACAAAUUGUAUAAAAAUGCUAAAAUAUAACUAUUAUCUGUACGAGUACGAGAACGAGGAGGAGGAGGAGGAGAACUUUUCUACUAGCCUUUUUUUGUUAAUAAUUUUAUAAUGAAAAAAAAUCACUUGUAAAUUUACUAGAGCACUCAAGCGAUAAUAUAAUCGAUGGAAAAUUACUUGAAAUUAUUUAGGAAAUACCAACCACACACACACACACACACACACACACACAUACAAUAACUGUCUCUUGUAUAUGUUCUGUUCGAAAUCCUUAUAUAUCACACUCACCCACCCACACACAAAAAAAAACAUAAAUCUACGAAACGGUAUUCAAACUUCGUUCCGAAACCAACCUAAACGUAACUGUAAAAUAAAAACAAAGCAAGAUGGAAAAUUCUAAACUAAAAUAAACUAUGCUCUAUGAAUAUACAUAUAAAUAUUUACAUCGUUAUGCGUUCUAAGCUAAGCUCGAAUAAAUCCGUAAACGUUAAUUAAUGUAGCCAUAUAAGAUUGAACAGUUAAGCUCAGCAUGUUGGAUAAAUUAGUAGAAACGAAACGGAAAACCACAAAAAAAAACAAA
Molecule: messenger RNA, 3854 nt
Organism: Drosophila pseudoobscura
Lineage: Eukaryota; Metazoa; Arthropoda; Insecta; Diptera; Drosophilidae
Gene: dpp
Product: decapentaplegic morphogen
Exons: 3
Coding region: 921-2792 (623 amino acids)
Cellular component (GO): extracellular region
Molecular function (GO): cytokine activity; growth factor activity
Source: RefSeq, a predicted model, not a curated record